GUUGCAUGAGAAUAGGAGUGUUGCUGUUUAUUAUUCUGUACUAACUUGUACAACUUGUACACAGUGUAAGAGUAUUUGUUUCGUGAUUUAAUUAUUAUAAUAAUAAAAAAAAUAUUAUAAGGUAAAAGUUUCACAAACUCUUACAAAUGUACAUGAAUGAACUAAAACUGGACACGUAUUAAUACUGUCUAUUUCGCCUGACCGAGUGAUCGUCCACCACCCGUUCAGUUUGUGUUUUUACGCUGUCUGAGCUCCAUGUAUCUCGUUCUCUCUCGUUUGCUCUUCGUUAACUAAUUGGCUCUUGUUGACGAUGGCAUCUAAGCUUAGUUGUGAUAAAAAGAAGAGUCGUAAGCCUCUUACUUUAAGUGCCAAGUUAGAAAUUAUUAAACUUAGUGAACAAGGUAUGUCAGUGUCUGAGAUAGCACGUAAGCUUGGUUUGGCUCGUCAAACAGUUAGUACAGUUGUGAACAAUAAGGAGAAAGUGUUGCAGGAUGUUAAAAGUGCUACACCAGUGACCACUAAAGUUAUAAGAAAACAUGAUAGCCCUAUUACUGACAUGGAAAAACUUUUAAUGGUGUGGAUUGAUGAUCAGACUAGUCACAAUGUGCCUUUAAGCAGAGCCAUUAUCCAGUCCAAGGCCCUAAGUCUCUUCAAUUCUAUGAAGGCUGAGAGAGGGGAGGAAGCUGCUGAAGAUAAAUUCUCAACUAGCAGAGGCUGGUUUAAUAGGUUUAAGGAAAGAAGUCAACUUCACAACAUCAGAGUGCAGGGUGAAGCUGCAAGCGCUGAGAAUUUAGCUGCAGAAAAUUAUCCACGUGAACUAGCCGAGAUAAUAGAAUGUGGUGGAUAUACCAAGCAACAGAUUUUUAAUGUGGAUGAGACUGCAUUAUUUUGGAAGAAGAUGCCAUCUAGGACAUUUAUUGCUAAGGAAGAGAAGUCAAUACCUGGCUUCAAAGCUGCAAAAGACAGGCUAACGCUCUUGCUAGGAGCUAAUGCAGCUGGUGACUGCAAGUUAAAACCUAUGAUGAUUUAUCACUCAGAGAAUCCUAGGGCCCUAAAGAACUAUGCAAAAGGCAGCCUCCCUGUUUAUUAUAAAUCUAAUUUGAAAGCUUGGAUGACUGCCAAUCUUUAUAUAAGUUGGCUCAUGGACUAUUUUAAGCCUACAGUUGAGGCUUACUGCAAGGCAAAGAAUAUUUCUUUUAAUGUUUUACUUGUUUUAGACAAUGCCCCUGCCCACCCUACAGCUCUACAUGGUAUGUACAGGGAGAUAAAUGUUGCUUUUAUACCUGCAAACACAACUUCAUUACUGCAGCCGAUGGACCAAGGUGUAAUUGCAGUCUUUAAAUCUUAUUACCUAAGAAGAACUUUCAUUAAGGCUGUAAAUUUCCUAGACAGUGAUAAAAUGCCAGGACCUAAACAAAAUAAAUUAAAAACCUUUUGGAAAGGUUUCACAAUUUUGGUUGGUAUUAAAAAUAUUAGAGAUACAUGGAAUGAAGUUAAAGAAACUACGCUCAAAGGUGUUUGGAAGAAUCUGAUUCCUGAACUUAUGGAUGAUUUUGAAGGUUUUGAGAAUCCAGUGGGGGAAGUGUGUGUAAAUGUUGUUGAUAUGGCAAGGGAAUUAGAACUGGAAGUGGAGCCUGAGGAUGUGGAAGUAUUGCUUCUCUCUCAUGAUGAGGCUCUGACAGACCAAGACCUUCUUCUGAUUGAAGAGCAAAGAAAGAAAUUUCAUGAAGAGGAGAUCCAUCCUGAUGAUAGUCCUGUUACCAUUAAAGAAAUGAAAACCCAGGAUUUGGAAGAAGCUAUCAACCAUAUAGAAAUAGCAAUGGCAAUUUUUGAGAAGAUUGAUCCAAAUUUUGAAUGAAGUUCAACAGUGAAUGCAUCCCUUUCCCAUGAUGUUACAUGCUAUAAAGAAAUUUUAAGGGAAAGGAAAAAAAAAUCCAUGAGGCAAAGUUCAAUGCUUUCCUACUUUAACCCUUUGAGGGUUUUGGUCGUACUAGUACGUCUUACGCGUAGGGGUUUUUGACGUACUAGUACGCAUAAAUUCUAGCGGCCUCAAAUCUCGCAGGAAAAGGCUGAUAAGCCUAGAUGUGAGAGAAUGGGUCUGUGUGGUGGGUGUGCGCAGUAGGAAA
Molecule: messenger RNA, 2126 nt
Organism: Cherax quadricarinatus
Lineage: Eukaryota; Metazoa; Arthropoda; Malacostraca; Decapoda; Parastacidae
Source: RefSeq, a predicted model, not a curated record